Messenger RNA from Grammomys surdaster, 1428 nucleotides. Its product is annotated as pregnancy-specific glycoprotein 22-like. The transcript is spliced from 5 exons. The record is from RefSeq and is a predicted model, not a curated record. Gene Ontology annotation, cellular component: external side of plasma membrane. Lineage: Eukaryota; Metazoa; Chordata; Mammalia; Rodentia; Muridae. Bases 1 to 1428 code for a protein of 475 amino acids. Gene Ontology annotation, biological process: T cell activation.
AUGGAGGUGUCUUCUGAGCUUUGCAGCAAGGGAUGUACCCCUUGGCAGAGGCUCCUGCUCACAGCCUCCCUUUUAACCUGCUGGCUUCUGCCCACCACUGCCCAAGUCACCAUCGAAUCUUUACCGCUCAAAGUGGUUGAAGGAGAAAAUGUUCUUUUACGUGUUGACAAUUUGCCAGAAAAUCUUCUAGGCUUUGCCUGGUACAGAGGGAUAAAAAAUUUGAAGCAAGGAAUUUCACUAUAUUCACUGGCCUAUGGCACAAAUGUGCAAGGUCCUACACACAGCGGUAGAGAGACAUUGUACAGCAACGGCUCCCUCUGGAUACAAAAUGUCACCAAGGAGGACACAGGAUAUUACACCUUUCGAACCAUAAGUAGACGUGGAGAAAUUAUAUCAAAUACAUCCCUCCAACUUCAUGUGUACUCCUCUCUUUACAUCUGUGGGGGUCCUUACAAACCUCGACAGCUCACUAUUGAAUCAGUGCCACCCCAUGUUGCUGAAGGCGGAAGUGUUCUUUUACUUGUUCACAAUCUUCCACCCUAUCUUCGAUCGAUUUUCUGGUACAAAGGGGUGAUUGUGUUUAACAAGGUUGAGAUUGUCCGAUUCAGAAGAGCCAAAACUUCAUCUGAGCUGGGCCCUGCGCACAGUGGUAGAGAAAUUGUGUACAGAAAUGGAUCAAUGCUGCUCCAGAAUGUCACUUGGAAAGACACUGGAUUCUAUACUCUACGAACUCUGAAUAGAUAUGGAAGUGUGGAAUUAGCACACGUGUACCUUCAGGUGGACACUUCCCUGUCCUCGUGCUGUGACCCUCUCAAGUCUGCCCCACUAACGAUCAAUCCAGUGCCACCACAUGCUGCAGAAGGGGAAAGUGUUCUUCUCCAUGUCCAUAGUCUACCAAAACAUCUGCAAACAUUUUCCUGGUACAAAGGAGUGUGUAGCACUCAGGCAUUUAAAAUUGCAGAGUAUAACAUAGCUACAAAGUCCAUCAUCAGGGGCCGAGCACACAGAGGAAGAGAGACAGGGUACACCAAUGGAUCCUUGCUGCUCCAGAAUGUCACUGAAGAAGACAUGGGCUUGUACACUCUAGUAGUGAUAGACAGCAAUUUCAAAAUUGAAACAGCACACGUGCAGGUCAACGUGAACAAGCUUGCGACACAGCCUGUCCUGAGAGUCACCCAUACAACGGUUAGAGUCCAGAGUUCAGUGGUCUUCAGCUGCUUCUCAGACAUCACUGGGAUCUCCAUCCGUUGGCUCUUCAAUAAUCAGAGGCUGCAGCUCACAGAGAGGAUGACUCUGUCCCCCUCAAAGUGCCAACUCAGGAUACAUACUGUCACAAGGGAGGAUGCUGGAGAUUACCAAUGUGAGGCCUUCAACCCAAUCAGCUCGAAGACCAGUCUCCCCGUCAGCCUGGCUGUGGUGACUGAGUGA